This is a messenger RNA of Arxiozyma heterogenica, 1545 nucleotides long. RefSeq names its product Pac2p (gene PAC2). Lineage: Eukaryota; Fungi; Ascomycota; Saccharomycetes; Saccharomycetales; Saccharomycetaceae. The coding region runs from base 1 to 1545 and encodes 514 amino acids. Gene Ontology annotation, molecular function: protein binding. The transcript has a single exon. The record is from RefSeq and is a predicted model, not a curated record.
AUGCAAAAGCUAAAAGUUGGUGAUCGAAUUUUGCUUGAAAAGGAUUUAUGUACAAUAAGAUAUAUAGGGUCUAUUGAUCAAUGGCCAGGUAUUACAACUUUUGGUGUCGAAUGGGAUGAUUCUACUAGAGGAAAACAUUCAGGGAUCUACAAAGGCACACAACUCUUCCAUACGUCUGUGGAUGGAGCUGGUUCCUUUAUGAAGGAAUCUACACUAAUUAGCAAGUUGGUUCAAAAUAAAAAUAUUUGGAAUGCAUUAGAUGAAGUAUAUGGCACUCCUAAUGUAUCUGACUCGGAUAUUCAUGAUAUAGCAUUUAAUAAUAAGCAUGUGGAAUGUGUUGGUUUUGGCAAUUUGAAUAAUAAAAACAGAGAUUUUGCAAAGUUAGAAGUGAUUUCUUUAAAUAGGAGGGCAAUCAGUCGGUUAGGUGUUAAUGAUAGCAUAAACACUAAAAAGUGUUUAAAUGUGAAAAGCUUAGAUCUAGGUUAUAACUGUUUUACAAAUUUGGCAACUGAAUUAAGUACUUUUCUAGAAUCAUGUCCAAAUUUGCAAGAGUUAAACUUAUCAGGAAAUAGAUUUUUAUUAGAACAAGAAAUUCCAAUAAUUAAGCCUAUAAAACAUGUGAAAAGAUUAUAUUUAACUUCAUGUCAUGUUAAGAAGAAUUUAUUAAGCAUUAUUUUUAAAUUAUUCCCUAAUUUAGAAUUUCUAGAUCUUAGCUUGAAUGGAUUGAAUGAAGGUGAUUUUUCCAAUAUUACUAUUCCAAUAACUUUGAAAUCAUUAAUAUUGAAUAAAAAUGAUCUCCAAACAAUUCCACUAAGCAUUUUUAAUUCAAAUAUACAGGAUUUAGAUGUUUCGGAGAAUAUGAUCGAACAGGAUAUUCCAAACAAUACUGGUACAUUAAAUAAAAUACAGUCUCUCGAUAUUACUAAUAACAAAUUGAAAGCUUGGUCUACAUUAGAUAAAAUAAAUGUGGUGUUCCCAUUCCUGAAGUCAAUUAAAUUAAAUAAUAAUCCUAUAGUUGGUGUUAUGGAAAAGGUUGUUUCUACACGACAGGAUUUGGAUCCCAUGUUUUAUCAGAUUAUUGCUAGAUUACAACGUAUUCAAUAUAUAGAUGGUUUUUUUGUUUCUAAGACAAUUAGAGAGUUGGCAGAAUCGUAUUUUGUAUUACACUCCAAAGAAAAAAAGUACUCAAUGGAUCACAAGUUGGAAAGGUGGCAAUGGUUACAAUCUCACUUUUCUAAACAAACUAAAUUGUCUGUCAGUUGUCUUGAUGAUGAUAACGACGAUGAAACAUUCCUAUCAAAUUCUUUAAUUCAAAUAAAUAUUAAAAAUAUACAGGGGCUAGAAGAAUUUAAAUUGCAUGUAUUAGAUACAUGGACUUUAAGAACCCUUAAGGGGAAAGUUGCCUCAUUAACUUUCAAAAACAUUCUUUCUUUGAAAUUGUUCAUUAUGGAUAAUUCUGAUAAUAGAAAACAAUAUUUGGAGAAAGAGUUUCUCAAAAUAAAGGACAACUAUCUAACUUCUGGUAGUGAUGUAUAUUACGAAUAA